Molecule: messenger RNA, 180 nt
Organism: Enterobius vermicularis (human pinworm)
Lineage: Eukaryota; Metazoa; Nematoda; Chromadorea; Rhabditida; Oxyuridae
Source: the annotation of a GenBank genome assembly
AUGUGGUCAAAUUUUAUGCAUAUUUUAUUUGCCGUACUGUUACACAUUAGUGGAGUUAUUUGUGCUUUAUGGAUUUGGUAUUUGUUUCCAAAAAAUAUAGGGCAAUUUAUGUUGUUUGAAAUAAGAGUAUUUUUGAGUCUGAGAACUAAAGUCACUUUAAAAAGAAAGAAAAAUAUGUAG